Diabrotica balteata is the source of this 2212-nucleotide messenger RNA. The record is from the annotation of a GenBank genome assembly. Lineage: Eukaryota; Metazoa; Arthropoda; Insecta; Coleoptera; Chrysomelidae.
AAAGUUUUAUCUUUUAUUUCUAUCACAAAAAUUAUAACACUAAAAAUUAAACUAGAAUAUGGUAAAUGGCUUUAACUAUUUUUCAUUAAAUCACAGCGAUAAUAUGCCACUAACUUAAAAAAUAUAGUACAGUGGGUAUUUUACCGUUCCAUGUGGGUUUAGAACACACUAAAAACCAUUCGUGAAAAAAAUUAUUCAGUAAUAAAUUUUUCUAUAUUUUCUUUAUAAAUUUAAAAGUGAUUGUUUAAUAAAGAUACAACUUGGCAAGACGUAGGGUUUGCUAAACUACAGUAGGUACACGAGAAGAAUAUCGAACAAAUAAAUGAGUAUGUUACAUACUUCAAUUCAAUUUUUUAUAUAUUUUAAUUAUAGUAAACUUAGAGUGAUGUUUUCGAAAACAAAAACAACAAAACAUCACGAUAGAUAACAUCAAUGUAGAAAAGGUAGAACAAUAUAUAUAUAUUAUAUAUAUAUAAUAUAUAUAUAUAUAUUAAUAUAUAUAUAAUUAUAUAUAUAUAUAAUAUAUAUAUAUAUAUAUAUUGGAAUGGAAUGGAAUUAAAAAGAAAAGGAAAAUCAAACCCUAGAAAUUAAAAGAAGGACACAAUUGUCGUGGGCUGCUUUUGGUAAGUUGAGCUUCAUUUUAAAAGAUAGAAAAAUCCCAAUACACUUAAAACGAAAAACCUAUGACACUUGUAUAGUACCAGUUGCAACUUAUGGAUUGAAAACUAUGGUAAUAACAAGAAAAAUGGCAGAACAAUUAAGAGUAACUCAACGGGCCAUAAACAUAAGCCUCAGAGACAAAAUUCCUAACACCGAAAUACAUCUAAGAACUAAAAUAACCGACAUCAUGGGAAAAAUAGCGACAUUGAGAUGGCAAUGGGUAGCACAUGUAGAAAGACAAGACACCAACAGAUGGUCUCAUAAAGGGACGUUCUGGAGACCUCGAAAAACAAUAAGAAGCGUGGGAAGACCCAAAAAGAGAUGGAUAUACGAUAUAACAGCUGUAGCUGGAAAGCAGUGGAUGAGAAUUGCAAAAGAUAGGAAAGCGUGGAAGGAAUUGGAGGAGGCCUAUGUUCAACAAUGGAUAAAUGAAGGCUGAAGAAGAAGAAGAAAAAGAAGAAGAAACUAUAGUAAAAUAAAUAUAAUCAUCAGUCAAGGUUAAGGUACGUGUCCAAUGACUCAGUAGAUUAAUUUCGAUGAAAGUUUUAAGGAGAGAGUCGAAAACCCAUAUAAAAUUCAUUAACCUAAAAAUUUAUCGAAUCUUGAUUACAAUUUUCAUGUUUCAUUGGUUGUCACCAGAAAGAAAUAGAAAGAAAGCCAGUGGGAAAACGCGAGAACAGUCAAAUUACGAAAAUUAUGUACGAAUAUCUUGUACAUAAAACUUUAAAAUUUCGUUAUUUUUACUAUAUUUAUAGUAAUUUUAUUUAUAUAAGUACUACACGUAUAUAAACUAUUCAAAGAAGUGUGUAGUUUAUAAUAUUUAGUAUUAUGAUAUAAACAAAAUAAACAAAGAAAAAACGGAAAUUGAUAAAUCCAGAAAAUGAUAAUUGGAUGGUCGGUUCAAAAUAAAGGUGGGAAUAAAUUAUUGGAACAGUUCCAUAAUAUAAUAAAAAUAAUUGAAGUAGUACAGUUUUAAUAUUGUUAGGAAUUGAGAGUAAAACAACAAUGACUAUAGCUGAUAAUAAAAUAACAAUGUUGCAAAAACCAUCCAAAUUGUAUAGAAUAAUUCCACAUUGACAUAUUACAAGCAUUAUUAAAUUUAUAUAUUUACUGACCCAAUCUCUACUCAGAAAAUUAAUAGCACUACUGUUCACCGAGCUGCAUUAUGUCUAAUAAUACUUUUUAAAACAUAAUGUGCAUUUUGGUGGUAGGCUGUCAAAUGUCAGAUCAAAUCUGUGUAUAUAAAAUGCUUAUAGACCGAGAUUGCUUUAUGAAAAAAUGGUUGCCAAUUUGAACAUUUAAUAAUUAAUUAUGUUAAUGCUUACUGCACAUUUUAGCGCUUAUUAUUAAAGUAUUGUACUGUGCAUUCCAAUGGAAGCUUGGAAUCCAAGGGAAUGAACUUAUUUGUGAACGAAAAAAUGUAAAAGUAAAGUUUUUAAUAGAAUAGAUUAUUGGAUAAUUUCUAUGAUCAGAAUUUUUCCGACGUGUAUAUCUAAACCCACUGUUUUAAUCGCACAAAAAUAUGGCUAAAAAUUUAACCACAUUGUCUAAA